AUGGCAGCCUCAAAGUCUUACCUUGUCUUACCUUUACUCAUGGUAAUAUCAAUCUCGAACCUCCACGCCAGCUGGGGGGCCCGCAAACUGUUGCAAACUUCUCAACCGGCACAGCCCACAAUCCCUUCACUGCCUAAGCCCACACUGCCGCUGCCCACCAUCCCAUUGCCUACACUACCAACAAAUCCAUCCCUUCCACAGUUGCCAUCAUUGCCGACACUUCCUACCACCAUUCCAAAGAUGGCUCUGCCUCCACAGCUAGCAGCCUCACUGCCUACUAUGCCUUCUUUCCCGAACCUCCCGACUACAAUUCCCUCUCUUCCUUUCCUCUCAUCACCGCCUUCGAACUAG
This is a messenger RNA of Striga hermonthica, 351 nucleotides long. The record is from the annotation of a GenBank genome assembly. NCBI's taxonomy places the organism in Eukaryota, Viridiplantae, Streptophyta, Magnoliopsida, Lamiales, Orobanchaceae.